CUUCCAUUGGUAUAGACAUUUCAACACAGUCUUCGUGGAACUGCCUGCUUUACAAUGAGCUCAGUUUUAGCAUGUACUAAACGUUAUACAGGUGUAUACACAAAGCAAUACAAUCACGAAACGCAGUCAUUGGGUAUGACGUUACAUAAUGAUAUGAAAUGUCAGGCAGUUAACAUACCUACCGGAUUUACUAUCUGUAGCGUGUAAUAACGUGUGCGUGUGUGCCGAGGAGGAGGAUGUUGAGAACAUUUUGCAUCCUGGUUACGUGUCUGUUCUUUGUCAGUGGACAAGAAGCUGAUCCCUGCCUCCCUACGACGUACCGAGCUAUAGAUCACCCAUGGCGGUCUACGAGUAAUGUCGUCACCUCUAGUACUGCGCAGUGUGAUUCUAGCUUAGUGGUGAAAUGGUACCGUUCCACUUCCGGUGCCGGUGGAACCAUGCCAGCAACUCGUCCUGAUUUAAAUGCAUGCGGCACAGUGUAUCCUUUAUGGAUGGACGACGAGCUGCCAAAUGCUGGGGAGACAGCAGAAAUAAAGAUGUGUAUACGUACUCCGUUUACGUCGUGCCAAGAUACCUGGAAUAUACGGGUGAAAAACUGCAAUACGUUUUAUGUUUACGAAUUGCAGCAGGCACCAACGUGUCCAUCAGCUUAUUGUUUCGGCGACAAAGCCCCGUGUCCUGAUGGUCAGACAUCAGACACCGGUUUCACGCCUUGUACAGAAAUUUCGGUGAAUAUCUCUGGGAUAAACUUAUCACCUAACAGAACGGCUGAUCUCGUAGACACGACAAUAACCUACGAAUUAGGACUCGCAAUCGCAAAAGUGAUAGAAUUCCAAUGUAACAUUGACGUGACUAGGACCUAACGACGUUUUGGUUUGAUGUGCAGUGGAUGAUUAACGACAAUGUUGUGGAAACAUAUGCUUACGUGUCUUACUCGGCUUACCAGGACACCGCGUUACAGGAGACAAGCUGGACGGAAACAUACAGACUGGGAUUUCUGGUGAAAUGUGCAGUACGAUUACGCGCGACUUUGGAUAGUGGACCAGGCUCUUACACUUACAGUGAGCCAUUCUACGCCGGAAUACAGACGGAUUCCUCCGAGUAUACUGUGACGGAGACCGGUACCAUUGAGGUCACUGCUUGGCUAACUGUACCUCUAGGGUGUUCGUACCUAGCCUCUAGCACUCCUGAUGAAAUUAACUCUAUGGAAGAAAAUCAAUGCAACUUACACUUGAAAGUGAGAACACCUGAUUACUACGCAAACGGACAACUCACGUGCACCCCCGGUGGUGUGACAGACGAACCAAUUUCUUUCGAAACCACAAAGCUAUGUGGAUUGACGUUUCUAUUCCUUGAACAAAAUGUGACUAAAACCUUCACAAUUUUUGGAUCCGGCGACAAAUUAGCGAAUCUGAAUGCUAGAUCAAUUUUUAUUCGUAUGACAACAGACAUACAGUUUACACAUCAUGCAUGGAGCUCAGCAUCAAGUCCCGACAUUCACGUUGUGGUGACAGAUCAAGAUAUUGACCUCGAGGACAAAUUUUGUGCUGUCAGAACUGACCCAAAUAUGUGGACAUUCGACAAAGGAUAUUGGUUUUACCAGCAGAGUGGAGAACACGUGCUGUACAAACAUGAUAUACUUCCUAUCAGAGUUCAUACAGUUUUUGACAGCUGUGUAUGGGGCGGGGCGUGUGUUUACGGAGUAGCAGUACGGAAUGGGGAUGCCCUGUUUGUCGUGAAUCUAUGUCGCAGUACUGUUGGAACGCCUUGGACAAGUAGUACAACUAACACGAACCAUUACAUAGAACAGAGGGCGUGCGACAACACCCACAUGACAGUGGAGACAAAAGGCUCUGAUUUCUAUAUGGUAACUCUAUCCUCUGGCACGGUGGUGACGAUUUCAAUCCGAAUAGAUUCCAAUAGUCAGUACACGUAUGUACGGUAUGUACAGGUGAAACCCUCACUGAUUGACUGGGGAGCGUCCGAAGGUCUGUGUGGUGUUCUAGAUGGAAACAUUGCCAACGACAUGCAGAAGAGAGAUGGUUCAAUAGCAACGUCAUGGAGCGAAUUCGGCAUUGACUGGAGACUGGACCCGGCCGCUGAUGGAAACUCGCUGUUUGAUGUUGGUGUACCCCUAUCUGACUUCCCGAUCCCUCCUUUACAAUACUGUCGAUGUCGAGCUAAUGCAACGAAUUGGGCUCGACUUAGUGAUCAAGUGAUAUGUGAUCUCGACUCCACGAUCACGUCAUGCGCAAGGGUCACAGACACGUCAAGUUACUUCACACAGUGUGACAAGGCACCUGUUAAACGGAAAAAGGACACAUACUCUAGUACACAUGGUGAACCGACUAAAUUUGGUGUCGUUUUGGACGAAAACUACGUCACCAUACCAGAAGUAUAUGCAUGGCGAAAUGGCUGGUCUGAAACACUAGCCGAGGAAGCCUGUCGACUGGCAUUCAAUGGGGACUCCUUGCUUACUAAAUGUAAAGAUAUUGUUCCCAAGAUGUCAGAAAAUAUCGAGACUAGUGAAGAAGAAUGCGUGAAUGACAUUUUGGUUUCAGCAAACACUAACUUCAUGAAAGAUACUGUUGAAGCUCUGAAGACCACAUGCAUUGUUGAGGCAAUGCGUUCUGAAAACCUCACAACCAAAGGAUCAGGCAGCGAGCCAGGAAUGACCUUUCUAGACGAACUCUUAGAGCUUAGCUGUCCGAACAACUGUUCUGGAAAUGGGAAUUGCAUCAACGGAACGUGUGCCUGCAGCUCUGGCCUGUAUGGUGACGAGUGUUCCCUACAGAAGACAACGCCUCCUGUUGUAAGACAAGCAGGAACUAACGGGCUAUGCAAAACGGACGUGUCGACAUGUAGGAGCUUCGUUAUCCCCGGUUUAAACUUCAUAGACAGCCAGCUAACGUGUAAAGUUAGAUAUAUCAAGGUGUAUUCUGAUCGCUGGGAAAGCCAGUCAGCAACUGAGAACUUUCCUGCUAUUUACCUCAACAGUAUUAACUGCGUCUGCAUCAUACCUGUGAUAGAAAGAAAGAAAAGAUCGGUUCAAUCUGAAACAAUAUUUGCGGAAGGCUUUCUCCUGAGUGUCUCAAAUGAUGGCGUCAGUUUUAGCAAUGAGACUACGUUCAUCACAUAUGAUUCUACCUGCUAUGAAUGCAAUUCCACAAGCGUUUCGUGUACAGAACUGAGUUCCUGUUCCAAUUCCAAAACCAUGGAUUACAACGACAAAGACAAUGUUGACACGAAAGAUGUGCUUUCACAAGUUUUAAUUGGUGUCGGAAUAUUCAUCGUCAUUGCACUAUCAGUUGCCAUCGUUAUCAUUUGCUUCAAAAAGAAACAGCAAAGAGCUCAAAUAGCCGAUUCAAGUACCAAUGUCAGACAGGGGCCAGAGAGAGUACGUUAUUCCACCAAUCACUAUGUAGACCAGCGAUGUGGUACCCCAGAUACUGUAAAUACAAAGGAGAUCAUAUUAAAGGAUGUUUGGUUUGACGACAAACUACCAGAAAAUCCAUUUAACUGAUGACGUAUAUAUAUGUUAUCGCCAUGUACGUGUUAACACGUGGUGAAUACUGUACAGUAUAAUUAGAACCAUACGUCAUUAACCGUCUAGGUGUCUGCAAUGUUAGAAUAUUUUCUUUCCGUAGGAAGUGAUAUUGAAUUAUCCUCCCUGUCGAAGUCAAAAAGUUAUUUGAAUACAAUAUCAUUAUCUUAUCAGGACUUCAGCUAGGACCGGUCUAAUGAAGUGUAUGAUCCAUAACAUGAACUUCUCCGCCUAUUAUUACUCGAAGAACUUUAAAUUCUGUAACACGUGGUCAUAGGCUCUCGCUUAAUGGCUGUAACGGAAAGGAUUGAACUAUUUCUUUCCUCGUCUAGUGUCACAAAAUAUAGAAAUGUUUUUGUCCUUUAGAUUUUGCUUUAAGUUUUUGUUUUGAAUUAAAUGUUUUGAUUUGAAAAAUAUCUAAUUUUACAUUGGAAUUAUUUCAAGUGCUUUUACGAGUAUAUUUCUGUCAUUGACUGCAAUGUGUUUUGAGUAUAUUCUCUGAUAUUAACAAAUAAAGUUUGGAACACAUACGUAACCUAACGUAUCUGAAUUGAUUUAACAAGUAAGCAAUACGCAUAUAUGACUAAAUAAACUAAAUAAGAAUGUAUCAGUAGAUUUUCUAGCCGUACGAUAACAUGUCACACACAUUAACCGUGUAAGCUAAAUAGUUAUUACCUAACCCAAACAGUUGAUAGGUGUUAACCAUCCAGUUGGUGUGUAAACUUAGCAGAGGAUUUGUUAACAAAACAGCGGAUAUGUAAACUACACAGUAGAUAUGUCUACUAAGCAGUAAAAUGUACACUAAACAGUGGAUAUGGAAACAACACAGUAGAUAUGUUUACUAAGCAGUAAAUAUGUACACUAAACAGUGGAUAU
Molecule: messenger RNA, 4420 nt
Organism: Mizuhopecten yessoensis (Yesso scallop)
Lineage: Eukaryota; Metazoa; Mollusca; Bivalvia; Pectinida; Pectinidae
Exons: 20
Coding region: 890-3523 (877 amino acids)
Source: RefSeq, a predicted model, not a curated record